Mytilinidion resinicola is the source of this 1767-nucleotide messenger RNA. RefSeq names its product peptidase S10, serine carboxypeptidase. NCBI's taxonomy places the organism in Eukaryota, Fungi, Ascomycota, Dothideomycetes, Mytilinidiales, Mytilinidiaceae. The record is from RefSeq and is a predicted model, not a curated record. Gene Ontology annotation, molecular function: serine-type carboxypeptidase activity. The transcript is spliced from 7 exons. Gene Ontology annotation, biological process: proteolysis. Gene Ontology annotation, cellular component: fungal-type vacuole. The coding region runs from base 124 to 1767 and encodes 547 amino acids.
CCCACCUCCAUGCUUCCGUACCUUGUUCCGCGAUAGGCAAGCAACUGUACCGGAUGAAGUAUAAGUAGAGCCGUCAGCUUUCCAUCCACGCUGUCCGCCCCGUACAGCUGCCUCUUCCACAAUAUGACAUCCUUACUUCAAUUGGUAGCGUUAGUGGCUCUAUGUUCGCCCUUAUUCGGUGUCGAGGCUUCGAAGCUCGAUAAUCGCGGUGUGCCUGCUGAGCCUACCGGCGUCAAGACAAUCACGUCUAAACAAGGCGCGAAAAUCCGAUACAAGCAGCCCGGAAAGGAAGGGAUAUGUGAGACAAAAGAGGGCGUAGAUGAUUACUCCGGAUACAUCAGUCUUAAUGAAAAGGAAAACAUGUUCUUUUGGUUCUUCGAGGCCCGAGAGAAUCCAUCCGAGAAACCGUUGACGCUGUGGCUCAACGGUGGCCCAGGAUCUGACUCAUUGAUUGGCUUGUUCGAAGAACACGGCCCUUGUAAUGUAUCCAAAGAUCUGAAGACACAUUGGAACCCAUACUCUUGGAACGAGGCUUCGAACAUGCUCUAUCUUUCCCAACCUAUUGGCGUGGGUUUCUCAUACGAAGAAGCCGUCGUUGGCAGCUACAACCAAAGCGGCGACUUUCUCAAUGCGACCGAAGCCCCUCCAGACGGUCGCUAUUCGUUCGUGGACCCAGACUUCCACAACACGACUGAUGCAUCAGCCAUCGGAGCUUGGCAUAUCUUGCAGGCGUUCCUUGACUUGUCGCCGCAAUUAGAUCCAGAUAUCACCAAUUUCACUUUCAAUCUUUGGACAGAGAGCUACGGGGGUCAUUAUGGCCCCGCAUUCUACAACUACUUCUACCAGCAAAAUCUCGCAAUCGAAAAUGGUAGCAUCCCCGGUGUUCCUCUCCAGAUGGAUACGCUUGGAAUAAUCAACGGCAUCGUAGAUGAGGAGAUCCAGGCCCCUUACUACCCAGAGUUCGCGGUCAACAACACGUACGGUAUCAAGGCCGUCAACGACACUAUCUACAGCUAUAUGAAGCUUUCAUACACUAUGCCCGGAGCCUGCCGUGAUUAUAUCACUGCCUGCAAAGGAGCAGACCGCAGCACUCCGGACGGACAGGAGACUUGUUCAUACGCAACGUAUCUCUGCCGCUCAUUCGUCGAAGAGCCAUACUACGAAUUUGGCGGACGAGGCGUCUAUGACAUCCGACACCCUAUCGACGACCCAACUCCUCCUGGAUACUGGCCCGAAUUUCUCAACCUAGCCUCAACGCAAAACGCAAUCGGCGUCGACAUCAACUACACCAGCACAAGCAGCCAGUACGUUGGCGCCGGCUUCUCCUCAACCGGCGACUUCGUCUUCCCGAACUUCAUCGAAGAUCUCGAAGAGAUCCUGGCCUAUGGCGUCCGCGUUGCACUCAUCUACGGCGACGCGGAUUACAUCUGCAACUGGUUCGGCGGCGAAGCCAUCUCUCUCGCACUGAACUAUACGCACAAAGCCGAAUUCGCCGCGGCUGGCUACACGCCCUUCCUCGUUGACAAUGUCGAGUAUGGAGCUGUGCGCCAAUACGGCAACUUCAGCUUCACGCGCGUCUACGAGGCUGGGCACGAGGUACCGUACUACCAGCCUAAGGCAGCGCUGGAGCUGUUUAGGAGGGUAUUGGGGGACUUAGUGAUCAGCGAUGGGAGUAAGGCUGUGACGGGAGAUUAUUCAACAAAUGGCACAGCAAAGGCGACGCAUACGGAAGCGUAUGUGCCGUUGCCGAGUGGGACGGCGGCAUAA